AAGAAGAAGAAGAAGAAGAAGAAGGAAGUGUCUUCACGGGUCGACGCUGGGUUAGCGUCGCUGGUGUUGUCUGCAGUCGCGCCACGGACCUUUUCAUAUUCAGGCUGAGUAUUCUGCCAGCAGUCAGUAACCAGCACUGUGUCGUCGGAUGACUCUGUUCCAGUAGUUUAUUGUGCAUUUAUUUUUCAAACAGGACGGUGAGGAAUCACAGGAUAUCCCCCGGACAGCUUCCUUGUGGCCCCACUGUCAAAUCACAAUGAUCACCAGAAGAAGAGGACUUGCUCUGAACAACACAGAGGCACAGUCUCUUGAGGUUGAAAUGAAAACUGUGGAAGAUCUCCCAAUUCCAUCUGAGGGGUUCCCAGCUUACGAUAUCGACACCGCUGGAAUAGAGCUAGACGACCUAUUUGAAAUUGAAGAUUUAAAGUGGACACUUGAAAGAGACACUGGCUCCCCACUCUUCGAUAUUGAGUUGGCUGAUUUCGGUGUGCACAGUGCCAAAGAACAAGAUUCCGAGGUUGAAGCUUCAGUGGCCUCUUCUCCAGAGAGAACAUCAUCUGACUUGAAGAUUAAGGACAGGCAAAACCAGUCAAGCCGCUUGAUCAACAAAAAUGCCAUCGCUGCCAGGUUGAAUCGUCUCAAGAAGAAAGAAUACGUCAACAGCUUGGAGAGGAAAGUUGGCGUCCUGUCAACAGAAAAUGACGGGCUCAGACAGGAAAAUUCUCAGCUGAUCAAGAGAGUGGAGGAAUUGGAAGAUGAGACCAGGUACUUGAGGGCUGUGCUGGCCAAUGAGAGCAUGUUAGCCCAGCUCUUGUCCAGGCUGAGCGGUGUGAAUGGGAUGAAAUUAUCUUCCUCGCUUUUCCAGGGGCCCGACCCAAAUGACCACGACUAUGCCUUACCCAGGAAGCGUGUGAAAGUGGAGGAGAAAGAGACAUCUGGUGGCGUGUGUCUGCACGUGGACAAGAACCAUGUCUCAGUGGAGUUCUGCACUAAGUGUGCAGAGAGUGCAAGCACAUCACUCAAAAUUUUCUUCUAGGUUAUGGUUGAUCCACCAUCCGGGAUGAGUGGCUUUCUGAACACCUUUACCUGCUUGACUCCAUGUGGAUUCUGCUGGUGGAAGGUGAAGAGGCUGGACAAGCUGCUGCCAACGUGGCCUGGUAUUUUUUUAAAGGUAGUAUCGGUAACCAACGGUAUACGUUGUUAUAUUUUACCAAUACUUCACACCUGUCGCUCUUGUCACCGUAGCUCAUGCAGCAGUUUUGGGGGGCUUGACUACAGCUGCUCCAUUACCCGGAGCGACGCUAUCAGAGGCUUAACAGUCUCAUAAUUAUGUCUUGUAUUUAAUGACAUAAUGGAAUGUAUUGAUUACUAAAUACACCCAGACUUAUCUGAUUUAAGUGAUGAAGUUGCCAUUAUGUUUAACUAUAUGUAAAUGUGUAUAUAAGUUUGAAUACAUAAUGUUUGGGGCAAAUGACCUUGAUGUUGGACAAAUAAAUCAUAUUUUCAUUAUGUUUGAGUUACAGAUAUCUACUCUGUGUCUUGUUCUGUACUGUUGAUAUUAAUGCAUCUCUUUUUCUCUUUCUGAACAGCAAGCUCUCUGCCGAUAAUGGUCUUACUUUCCCUGAACAUUUGGGUCAAGUCUGGUAAAGGUUGUCUAAACAAAUGAACAAGACCUCAUUUGAUGGAAAUCAGAGCGUGCAGCAUGAGGGGGCUCACAGGGAUCAAUCAUCCUGCCCUCUGUUUUAGCUCAUUCACUUCAAACUCUAGAUGCUUACAGUCCUUUUUCAAAGCUUAGGUUUUCAUUUUAUGAUUACAGUUAUUAUCAGGUGGGAGUCCAUAGUAGGAUAGGCCUGCAUUUUUUGAAAUAGGCUUAUGUGCUUUAUUGCUUAUCGUUGGGUUUAAUCAACACGACUCUCGUCUCUGUGUGUUAAAUGUGAAGCUACAGCUGGUCAGUAGGGGUGGGAAUCACCAGAGGCUCCACAAUACGAUACCAAGAUACUAAUGUCACAAUACAAUAUUAUCGCGAUUUCAAAUGUUUUGCAAUAUGCUGAGUAUUGCAAUAACAUAUUGUGAUUUAUUACUUUUUUAUUACUUUACUGUAAAUAUCUCCUAAAGGAAACUUUUUCAACAUCUGUUUUAUCUAAUAAGCUAAAAAAAAAAUUAAGAUAAGUCUCUCACUUCAUUCUUUUCAGUGCAACAAAUUGUAUCUGCAGCAUUAUUUAUGUAACAAAAUAAAGAUUUUUAGCUCUUGUGUAUGGAUACAA
Messenger RNA from Epinephelus fuscoguttatus (brown-marbled grouper), 2264 nucleotides. RefSeq names its product CREB/ATF bZIP transcription factor (gene crebzf). Lineage: Eukaryota; Metazoa; Chordata; Actinopteri; Perciformes; Serranidae. The transcript is spliced from 4 exons. Gene Ontology annotation, cellular component: nucleus. The record is from RefSeq and is a predicted model, not a curated record. Bases 257 to 1036 code for a protein of 259 amino acids. Gene Ontology annotation, molecular function: RNA polymerase II cis-regulatory region sequence-specific DNA binding; DNA-binding transcription factor activity, RNA polymerase II-specific. Gene Ontology annotation, biological process: endoplasmic reticulum unfolded protein response; regulation of transcription by RNA polymerase II.